Magnusiomyces paraingens is the source of this 1752-nucleotide messenger RNA. RefSeq lists its product as uncharacterized. The record is from RefSeq and is a predicted model, not a curated record. NCBI's taxonomy places the organism in Eukaryota, Fungi, Ascomycota, Dipodascomycetes, Dipodascales, Dipodascaceae. The transcript has 4 exons. The coding region runs from base 1 to 1752 and encodes 583 amino acids.
AUGGGCCUAGAUAAAAGAAACUGGCCUCUAAGUGAUAUUGAAAAAGCGAAGAUUUUGUUUGCGCUUUUAAAGGCCAUUGGUGAACCAUAUCAUGGACUUUCUACAAAAAUAGUUUUUAAAGACCUUGGAAUUUAUGAUCCGGGAAAGGUACUUGAAUACUAUAAUGAGCGAUACAAAAUUAACAAAGAUUCAGUUGCAAAUAUUGCCACACGCUUGUUAUAUGAUGAUAACGGGAAAAAUUCGGCGGAGAAACUCAGCGAAGAAAAUAUAUUGGAAGAUGAUGAUGAUGAAGAAAAAGAAGGAGAAGAAGAAGAGGAAGAAGAAGAAGAAGAAGAAGAAGAAGAAGAAGAAGAAGAAGAAGAAGAAGAAGAAGAAGAAGAAGAAGAAGAAGAAGAAGAAGAAGAAGAAGAAGAAGAAGAAGAAGAAGAAGAAAAAGAAGAAGAAGAAGAAGAAGAAGAAAAUUUCACAGAGCAACUUAGCGAAGAAAAUAUCUUGGAAGAUGAUAUACCGGAUUUUGAAGACCAAGAUUUAGACUUUUUAAAUCUUGACCAAAAAUUCAUUGAAGAUGAUGAGUUUUAUGACAACAUUGUUGAUGAAUACUUUAAACCACAACAAACAGUUAUUAUCGCAAGUGACUCAGCAACUACUCUGGCCGAUUCUUCGGUAAAAACCAAGGCACAUGCUAUUGAAAGCACUCAAUCUAACUCUGAUAGCGAAACUUUUCCAAAUUCAGAGCCUAAUCAAGUAGAAGUUGAUGAUAGUCAAAUCUCUGAGCUUUUAUCUUCAGUCAUUGAAAUGAUUGCUCUUCAAGAUAAAAGAUUCUCACACGUUCCUAGACUUUCCAAUAAAAAGAAUUAUGCUUCUGACAAAUGGAUUAGAGGGCCCAAACUUAGAGCUCUUCGUCAAGAACUUAUAUCAUAUGUUAAGAUGCAUGAAAGUUUACCAGGUGGUAUUUCAGUAUUAGAAAUGCUUUUGUUUUCCAAGAUCAAGAAGAUUUGUCAUUUUACUGUUAAAACUGGAAAAGUUAAUCCGAAUUCUGAGCCUAUCAUUUCGUACACAACAUAUAAAGUUAGAGCCAAAGAAGCUGGAAUUAGGUAUACAAAGGCCAGUGCAUUAAAAGGAUUUCCAGAGCAUAAUAAUAGAGAAAAUCUCAAAGAACUUUUUCCCAAAGCUAAAUUUGUUGAAAGUGAUGGUGUAAAAAUGUUACGCCGUGGUGACUGGUCUACAGGAUUUGAAGUUGUUUAUUUUUGCAGCAAUAGAUGCAUGGCAUUUACGGGUUCUAGUAGUGAUUUGACAGAAUGUGCCCAAUGUGGGAAGGCUCGUGAUCCGAUGUAUAGAUAUUUUUACUUCUCACCUCGUGAAAAAGUCAGAGAUUUUUUUGAAAACACAGGCUUGUCUAGGGUCAUUAAGGAUGCCCACAAGCGACAAAAAAAUGAAGGAGAAGUAGAAGACUUUUUUGAUGGCCAACUUUAUAAGCUUCUUUCACAGAUAUUCAUUCAAAAAGCUCAAUUAGGUGAAAAUUAUCAACAAAAAAUAUCUCUCAAAUAUUUUGAAAGUCCGUGGGAUUUAGCUUUUUUGAUAUCGUUUGAUGCUGUUCCGGUGAAGUUUGGCAACUCUUCUUAUAAUAUUGUUGUUGCUCGAUGCUUAAAUCUACCUCCUGAGAAGCGUAAUAAACCAUCAAAUACAAUAACAUUGAUGGCAUUUCCCUCUGGAAUUGAUCUAGCUGCUAAAAAAAAGAAAAAUCAGCAGUAA